Molecule: messenger RNA, 502 nt
Organism: Haliotis rufescens (red abalone)
Lineage: Eukaryota; Metazoa; Mollusca; Gastropoda; Lepetellida; Haliotidae
Exons: 2
Coding region: 16-441 (141 amino acids)
Source: RefSeq, a predicted model, not a curated record
UUUCUGUACCUAUAAAUGUCGACCAUCACUGAUGCAUGUUAUAUGUUCAUCAUGACGUGCAUGAUGCUGUGGUCGGUUCUGCUGGCGGUGACGGUAACGUCUGUGGUCGGCUACAAUGACAGAGUGCGAUACAACAUCAACACUCAGGCCAAAUGUACCGAGGUGACAAGACGCGCUACCCGUAACUGUAUUUGGCCGGCUGGACUCAACCCCUUUGCUGACCAGAUAGCUGAGAAAGGUCGGAUUAUGGCCUACAAGAUACGGUGGUUCAAUGGACACUGGUCUGGCUGGUACGUCCCCGGCUACAACGACAUUGACGGGAAGUUCAACCCCUAUCCUCGACGUUGUACUGCGUUGCCCUACUUGCGAAACACGAUGAGAAGGAUGUGGUCGUAUUUCUACGAUCACACACACAAAUUCAUCAUCUGUAAAGCAAAAUAACUUGUGAAGAUCAUGUAUCUGACCUUGUUCACAACAUGAUAAUAAACGCAGUUAAAACAUA